CCUCAACUUCAUCACUGACCAAAACAUUUUCGCUCGAAUCCUCUCAGUGGCUAGGGUUUCUGAAUCAGUAUUCGCACUCGGAAAUAUGAGUUCUAACGCAGCAGCCUCAACGAAGGGCGGUAGGGGCAAGCCUAAAUCCUCGAAAUCUGUCUCCCGUUCGUCGAAAGCUGGCCUUCAAUUUCCUGUUGGCAGAAUAGCGCGUUUUCUCAAGGCUGGUAAAUACGCAGAGCGUGUCGGCGCUGGCGCACCCGUUUACCUCUCCGCCGUUCUUGAGUAUCUUGCUGCUGAGGUUUUGGAGCUUGCGGGCAAUGCGGCAAGGGACAACAAGAAGAACAGAAUUGUGCCAAGGCACAUACAGUUGGCGGUGAGGAAUGAUGAGGAAUUAAGCAAGUUGUUGGGGAAUGUUACAAUUGCAAAUGGUGGUGUGUUGCCUAACAUUCACCAAACUCUGUUGCCGAAGAAGGCUGGUGGAAAAGACAAAGAGAUUGGAUCUGCUUCACAAGAAUUCUAGGGCUUCGUUGUGAAUUAGGCAUAUUAGUUGCUGGUUGCUUUUAUGAAGGGUUUGGAUCGACUGAGUUGCCAUGAUGUUUGGUCCAUGUAAAACCCUAGUUUUGGAGUGUUUGGAGUACAUAUAGUGGUAUGGAUGAACGAUGAUUAAUCUCUAUAUCAAUAGUAUUUUAAUUUGCAAUCCCGUCUCUGAUGGCCUUGAUUUCCAAACAGUGUGCUUCCAUUUUGCGGAAUAUGUUUAUGUUGAUUGAUUACUUUUUGGUCUAUUCUUA
Messenger RNA from Sesamum indicum (sesame), 779 nucleotides. Its product is annotated as histone H2AX. The record is from RefSeq and is a predicted model, not a curated record. Gene Ontology annotation, cellular component: nucleosome. Gene Ontology annotation, molecular function: protein heterodimerization activity; DNA binding; structural constituent of chromatin. Lineage: Eukaryota; Viridiplantae; Streptophyta; Magnoliopsida; Lamiales; Pedaliaceae.